UCCACGUCACUAGGAAGUGGAGCUGACGGGGAAAAGGGUACCAUCGCUCUUUUCACAGGGACCUUUACACAUGUAUACGUUUAAAAUUGGACAUUGAAGGUGACAUCGGAGGACACAGACGUACAAUAAGGUAUUAUCCGAAGAGGGAUACUCAUUGCAAUUUGUUUGGCCAUAAACAAGCUCAGCAGCAAAAUGACGGCUGCAGAAAACGUUUGUUACACUCUCAUCAAUGUUCAGUCGGAUUCCGAGCCCCCGUCCGAAGUCAGCCUCAAAGCUGAUCUAGAGAAGGGAGAGAUCAAAGCGAAGACGGAGGCCCUGAAGAAGGUCAUCAUCAUGAUCCUGAAUGGGGAGAAGUUGCCAGGCCUGCUUAUGACCAUAAUUCGCUUUGUGCUGCCACUUCAAGACCACACCAUCAAGAAGCUGCUCCUGGUUUUCUGGGAGAUCGUCCCUAAAACGACUCCAGAUGGAAAGCUGCUUCAGGAGAUGAUCCUGGUCUGUGAUGCCUACAGAAAGGAUCUUCAACAUCCCAACGAGUUCAUCCGUGGUUCCACUCUGCGUUUCCUGUGCAAACUGAAGGAGUCGGAGUUGCUGGAACCUCUCAUGCCUGCCAUCCGCGCCUGCUUGGAGCACCGCCACAGCUAUGUGCGCCGCAACGCCGUCCUGGCUAUUUACACCAUCUACAGGAACUUUGAGAAUCUGAUUCCGGACGCUCCAGAGCUGAUCCACGAUUUCCUCGUCAAUGAGAAAGACGCCAGCUGUAAGAGAAACGCUUUCAUGAUGCUGAUUCAUGCAGAUCAAGAUCGAGCUCUGGAUUACCUCAGCACAUGCAUUGACCAAGUGCACACUUUUGGGGACAUCCUGCAGCUGGUCAUCGUGGAGCUGAUUUAUAAGGUUUGCCACGCUAACCCUUCUGAGCGAGCGCGGUUCAUCCGCUGCAUCUUCAACCUCUUGCAGUCCUCAAGUCCAGCUGUGAAGUACGAAGCUGCAGGCACUCUUGUUACCCUCUCCAGUGCUCCUACAGCUAUCAAGGCUGCUGCCCAAUGUUAUAUUGACUUGAUCAUUAAAGAGAGUGACAACAACGUGAAGCUGAUUGUUCUUGAUCGUCUGAUUGAACUGAAGGAUCAUCCCACUCAUGAACGGGUUCUCCAGGACCUUGUAAUGGACAUCCUCCGUGUCCUCAGCACUCCUGACCUGGAAGUCAGAAAGAAGACCUUGCAGCUGGCGCUGGACCUCGUCUCUUCUCGUAACGUGGAGGAGUUGGUGAUCGUUUUGAAAAAAGAAGUGAUCAAGACAAACAAUGUCUCAGAGCACGAAGACACUGACAAGUACAGGCAGCUCCUGGUGCGCACUCUCCACUCGUGCAGUGUGCGCUUCCCCGAUAUGGCGGCCAACGUCAUACCUGUGCUGAUGGAGUUCCUGAGCGACACUAACGAGGCGGCGGCUGCUGACGUGCUGGAAUUCGUGCGAGAGGCGAUUCAGAGGUUCGACAACUUGAGACCUCUGAUCAUCGAAAAGAUGCUGGAAGUGUUUCACGCCAUCAAAACGGUCAAGAUUUACAGAGGAGCACUUUGGAUAUUAGGGGAAUACUGCAGCACCAAAGAAGACAUUCAGAGUGUGAUGACAGAAGUACGCAGGUCUUUAGGAGAGAUCCCUAUUGUUGACAACGAGAUAAAGAAGGAGACUGGUGAACUGAAGCCAGAGGAUGAAGUGAGUGCAGCUCCAGCUCAGAAGCUGGUGACAGAGAUGGGCACCUAUGUGACCCAGAGUGCUCUCAGCUCCUCUAGACCCUCAAAAAAAGAGGAAGACAGACCUCCACUCAGAGGCUUCCUGAUGGAUGGAGACUUCUAUGUAGCAGCUUCCUUAGCCACCACACUAACCAAAGUGGCCUUGCGCUACGUUUUAAUUGUUGAAGACAAGAAGAAACAAAACUCGUUUGUUGCGGAGGCCAUGCUGAUCAUGGUCACGGUGCUGCAUCUGGGCAAGUCGUCCCUGCCCAAGAAGCCAAUCACAGACGACGAUGUGGACCGCAUCUCGCUUUGCCUGAAGGUUCUGUCAGAGUGUUCGCCGCUCAUGAAUGACAUUUUCAACAAGGAGUGCCGCAAAUCCCUGUCACACAUGCUGGCUGUCAGAUUGGAGGAAGAGAAGCUGUCACAGAAGAAAGAGUCAGAGAAACGGAAUGUGACGGUUCAGGCAGACGAUCCAAUCUCCUUCAUGCAGCUCACAGCCAAAAAUGAGAUGUGCUCCAAGGAGGAUCAGUUUCAGCUCAGCCUGCUGGCUGCUAUGGGGAACACUCAGAGAAAAGAAGCUGCUGACCCUCUGGCAUCAAAACUCAACAAGGUGACCCAGCUGACCGGCUUCUCUGACCCAGUGUAUGCUGAAGCUUAUGUCCAUGUCAACCAGUAUGACAUUGUUCUGGAUGUGCUGGUGGUCAACCAGACUAGUGAUACUCUUCAGAACUGCACCCUGGAACUGGCCACUUUAGGGGAUCUCAAGUUGGUGGAAAAACCUUCACCUUUAACUCUGGCUCCUCACGAUUUUGCAAACAUCAAGGCUAAUGUCAAAGUGGCCUCUACAGAGAACGGCAUCAUUUUUGGCAACAUUGUCUAUGACGUAUCUGGAGCUGCCAGCGACAGAAACUGUGUGGUUCUCAGCGACAUCCACAUCGACAUCAUGGACUACAUCCAGCCGGCAUCCUGCACCGAUGCAGAGUUCAGACAGAUGUGGGCAGAGUUUGAGUGGGAAAACAAGGUGACCGUGAACACCAACAUUGUUGAUCUGAACGAGUACCUCCAGCACAUCCUCAAGUCCACAAACAUGAAGUGUUUGACCCCUGAAAAGGCGCUCUCUGGCUUCUGCGGCUUCAUGGCUGCUAACCUUUAUGCUCGCUCCAUCUUUGGAGAAGAUGCUCUGGCUAACGUCAGCAUCGAGAAGCCCAUCCACCUCGGGCCGGAGGCGCCGGUCACCGGACACAUUCGCAUCCGAGCCAAAAGUCAGGGGAUGGCUCUGAGCCUGGGUGACAAGAUCAAUCUCUCUCAAAAGAAGGCAAACCUCUAAAACAGCUUGUGUUCUCUUGUGUCAGUCAUCUUAGUCUUUUCAUUUGUGCAGAUUAGUAAAUCACUAUGGUCAGCCACUUCUGCUUUCUUUCUUUUUUUUCCUCUAAUCUCCUCCCAUUGACAGCUGCACCUCUGUUUUCUUUUCUUUUUUUUUUUUGCUUUGUCCUGUAUGAUUUUCAAUAAACAUGUAUAUUACAGUAAAUUUUGCUCCUUUAUUAAAAGUUUGUACG
Oryzias latipes (Japanese medaka) is the source of this 3283-nucleotide messenger RNA. RefSeq names its product COPI coat complex subunit beta 1 (gene copb1). Gene Ontology annotation, cellular component: COPI vesicle coat; cytoplasm. Gene Ontology annotation, molecular function: structural molecule activity. The record is from RefSeq and is a predicted model, not a curated record. Gene Ontology annotation, biological process: endoplasmic reticulum to Golgi vesicle-mediated transport; intracellular protein transport; intra-Golgi vesicle-mediated transport. NCBI's taxonomy places the organism in Eukaryota, Metazoa, Chordata, Actinopteri, Beloniformes, Adrianichthyidae.